This is a messenger RNA of Phaeodactylum tricornutum CCAP 1055/1, 1458 nucleotides long. RefSeq lists its product with no specific name. The transcript is spliced from 2 exons. NCBI's taxonomy places the organism in Eukaryota, Bacillariophyta, Bacillariophyceae, Surirellales, Neidiaceae. The coding region runs from base 264 to 1115 and encodes 283 amino acids. The record is from RefSeq and is a predicted model, not a curated record.
CGGGACCGGUUGUAGGAGGAUCGGUAGUACUGGUGGGUGAGUGGUCUCUUCGUUCCAGUUGGAUCCAUACACUAACGAUAGUUUCAAGCCAUCCCACAAGGCUGUUUCCGUUGUGGCCGAGACAGCCUGGAUACCUAUCCAAUAUCGAACCGAUUGGCUUCCGCACCAUUUGAAUCACGAGGACGAGUCCUCCGCCUUCUCAUUCACCAUCCAGUGUUCUGACUGUGAGCGAAUCCACUAGUAGCAUAUCAUCACGUUUCAACAUGUCCGUCGUUCCUCAACUUCGACGUAGGAUACCAUCCGCGUUCACUGCUUCGCUUUGGCUAUCGGGAAUAUAUAUAUACGUAUGUGGAUUGGUAUUGGGUGCGGUACCGGCGAUAGCCUUGGUAACAACGCCACUUCCCACGAGACCGUUUGAACUAAGGACCCGCUCCUCGGCACGUUUCCUUUCGGACAUACCUCGUGACGACGAUGCCAACUCAUUCCAACUCCCCCCUCCCCCGGAAGAUCGGAUCACGCUCACGGGUGAUCUACUCUCACUCUUUGUUUACGGCUUUACCGAUCACUUUCUCUGUCAUGACGUCGCUACCUACUUUGUCCGUCAAGCCAGCUCGGGUGGACCCGCACAGAUGCUCCGAACAGCAUCCCAGUCCGCCAUGAGUUUGCCAACACCGGUAUGGCUCGAAGUCGAUUUCCCGCACCAUCACGCGGGGGCCGUCAUGAGUCCCUUUCAAGUUGUCUGGCAAGCCGCUCUUUCCGAUCACCUUGUUUCACAGUACAGUCCGCUCCUACAGUCAACCGGCACCGCCACGGUCUUACUCGCCACCACCUGGUUGUUGGCGGGCUGGUGGCAUCGCGCUUUCGACUACCAGAACACCCUUUCCUGUCGCGUCGAUCAAGCAUUGUGGGUCACGGCACGGACCUGGAUGUCCAGCUGCGCGCUCAUGUUGACUGUUGUGAGUUUCUCGCGCAUGGUGUGUGGCUGUGAUACACCGUUCGCCUUUUUCAAAGGCGACGUGGACUACAUUUUGGAUUCCCUGACGGUCCUGUUGUCCUGGCGAUUCAUUGCCGCCAGCAUGCUGGGGAACGGCGGCGACGGACCGCCCUCCCCGUAGACGCGGCUUCCCACGGAGUCCACUCCGUGCGCUUGCGCACAAAUUUACGCUUUCACUCACCGUUUUCGAAAAUCGCAGCCAACGCACGCGUACCCUCGCGUCUCCCCCGUCCACAGUUUCACCAGCGAGAGAAUACGCACAUUCCUACACUUGUACAAGCUUUCAUUGUUUGCAAAUACAGCGUCUGCACGGACGCCGAAGACUCGCUCGCUGGAUAUGGUGGCAACGUCCAACCAACACACGUACACUGACACACACAUGCACAGCAUGAUGACUAGGACUUGCCCCAUUCCCUGAACAAUGCCCAAACGUAACACUAACUUAUACGAACCGAAUCAUAUGU